Messenger RNA from Elaeis guineensis (African oil palm), 1379 nucleotides. RefSeq names its product replication protein A 32 kDa subunit A. The record is from RefSeq and is a predicted model, not a curated record. NCBI's taxonomy places the organism in Eukaryota, Viridiplantae, Streptophyta, Magnoliopsida, Arecales, Arecaceae. Gene Ontology annotation, biological process: nucleotide-excision repair; DNA replication; double-strand break repair via homologous recombination. Gene Ontology annotation, molecular function: single-stranded DNA binding. Gene Ontology annotation, cellular component: site of double-strand break; nucleus; chromosome, telomeric region.
AAUCCCUUUGGCGGGAAUCGAUUUAGAAGGCGCCACUGGUACAUAAAUUUCCCGCGCCCCCUCAACUUUACUCCCAGGUUUUCUCCCAAUUUCCAGCAAGUUCCAGCGUUAGGGUUUUCCAUCUCAAUUCCGACGAGAAAAAUGUUCUCCAGCCAGCUCGACGGCGGAGCCUCUGUCUUCUCCGGUGGCAGUUUCAUGCCAUCCCAAGCCACCCAAGCAGGGGAUUCUAGCCUCUCCAAGAAUCGCGGUGCUCCGGGGGUGUUCUCAGUGACCGUGAAGCAGAUCAGCUACGCAUAUCACUCAAGCGAUGACAAGUCCAGUUUCGUAAUUGACGGGGUCGAUGCCACCAACUUUAGGCUCCUGGGAAUGGUGUCGAACAAGGCGGAGAGGAAUACGGAUGUAACCUUCACUCUCGAUGAUGGCACCGGCCGGAUCGAUAUCAUCAGAUGGGUGAACGAAGCUUCGGAUGCAAAUGAAACAGCUAUUCUUCAGAAUGGUAUGUAUGUCAGCGUCAGUGGUAGCCUCAAAGGAUUUCAAGACAAGAAGCGUGCUGUUGCCUUCUCCAUCCGGCCUGUCACUGACUACAAUGAGGUUGCAUUCCACUUCAUUCAAUGCAUUCAUAUACAUCUAGAGAACACCAGAACCAAGGUUGGAGGUCCUACCCAAACACAGGCAAGUCCGGUCAUGGGAACCUCCUUUGUGACUGGAUCAAAAGAACCUCAAACUCCUGCCAAUCAAGUAUCGGAGCUCAAAAUCAUGAAUGGAUCUGAGAAGGACAUCUACAAAUUGGUCUUGAAUGUUUUCCAGGAACCUGCAAGCCUGUUGACUGCACCGUUACCUUGUGCCUGCCUUUUCAUUCGUGCUAGCGAACAUGGAUUGCAUGUAGACGAAGUUGCCAGGCGACUGGGAAAACCAAUCAAUCAGAUCAAGGAAGCUAUUGAUUACCAUGUUGAUGUCGGCCAUAUUUAUUCCACAAUUGAUGACUACCACUUCAAGUCCGCGCUUAUCGACUAGACCUUAUUAAUCUCCAUGUUCAUGAUGCGGUGUAGAGACAGAAUUUACCGUAAGAAAGAACCCAUCUUUUGCUAGCCAGCGAGCUUGAUGUUUCAUCUAUCUUUCUUCAUAAAAUUCUGUUGUUACAGUUGAAUUAUCGAGCUCCUUAAGAAUACACAGGUAUUGUAAAUUGAAAUGGACUAGAACUCUAGUAUCCCGAUACUUUUGUUUUCUCAAGCUGUUCGUCUGGCACUUUAAUUUGCGUUACGUGUGUGCUUAAUGUUAAAUUCCGUCUCUUGUUGUAUUGAAAUUUAUGAUCCAAAACAAGUAGCUUAAUGCUAGUUGUUGUCUACUGAUAAUUCAAACAGGUAGAAUGGUUGGUACCA